AUGGCGAUCGCGUUACCACCGUCGUCGUCGCCGCGUCUGUUGUUGUGGUUGUUGUGUGCGAGUUGUUGCGUGCUGUCGUCGGCUGAACGUUUGGAGAAGCGCCGUGUUGUGGACUUUUCAGGAUUUUCGUCUCCAGCCGGUCACCAGCAACAGGAUUCCGAUUACGGCGUUCAACAGCAACCGCACCAGCAGCAACAGGAUUACGAAUCCGGCGCUGGUCACAGCCAUCAACAGGAAUACGACUUCAGUGCCGGUCACAACCAGCAACAGCAAUACGACUUCAGUGCUGGUCACAACCAGCAACAAGAAUACGACUACGGUACGGCCGGUCAACAUCAGCAACAGACACGGCAGGAAUACGAUUACGGAGCCGGUCAUCAGCAGCUACCACAGCAGUACGGUGACGGGAAGCAUCCUAAAGUUUCAGUGAUUGAGAAAAAGGUACCGGUACCGGUACGCGUUGAUGUGGUGAAACCUGUGAGAUAUGUGGUACAGGUGCCGGUGGAUCGGCCACGCGCAGUGCACGUGCCCAAGCCGUACCCGGUCAAAGUGGAGAAGGAUGUGCCGUACCCGGUCAAAGUGUACGAACCGCAGCCGUACCCGGUGCAGAAGGACGUCCCGGUGGCCGUUAAGGUGCCGUACGACCGCCCUGUGCCGGUGCACGUUGACAAGCCGUAUCCCGUGUACAAGGAGAAGAUCGUCCGGUACCCUGUGUACAAGCAGGUGCGCGUGCCCGUCAAAGUGCCGUACGACAGACCGGUGCCCGUCCACGUUCCCGUCGUCAAGAAGGUGCCGUUCCGUGUGGAAAAGCCCGUUCCCGUGCCCGUCAAGGUGCCGUACAUCAGGCCGGUGCCGUACAACGUGUACAAAAAUGUGCCCGUCCCCUACGAGAAGCCCGUUCCGUAUCCGGUCGAAAAACGCGUGCCAUAUCCGGUCCGAGUUCCUGUCCAUGUGCCCGUCCACGUUCCAGUCAAGAUCGAAAAACAACAUCAUCAACAAAAACAACAACAACAUCAACAGAACCACAACCACUUCACGCAGCAGUAUCAUCCGCAGUCCGAAAAGUUCACCCAACAAGACGCCGUCGUAGAUUUUGGAGGACACCAACACCAACACCAACACCAACACCAACACCAUCACCAACAACAACAAGAACCACAAGAACAACAAGAACAACAACAGUAUCACUUUGUCCCGGACUUUAAUUCGCAGCAUAAUCAUCAAUCGUCAUUCUGA
This is a messenger RNA of Macrosiphum euphorbiae (potato aphid), 1236 nucleotides long. NCBI's taxonomy places the organism in Eukaryota, Metazoa, Arthropoda, Insecta, Hemiptera, Aphididae. The record is from the annotation of a GenBank genome assembly.